Messenger RNA from Zea mays, 1539 nucleotides. RefSeq lists its product as uncharacterized. NCBI's taxonomy places the organism in Eukaryota, Viridiplantae, Streptophyta, Magnoliopsida, Poales, Poaceae. The transcript has 7 exons. Bases 113 to 1273 code for a protein of 386 amino acids. The record is from RefSeq and is a predicted model, not a curated record. Gene Ontology annotation, biological process: protein-DNA covalent cross-linking repair. Gene Ontology annotation, molecular function: single-stranded DNA binding.
UAGUGUACUGGAGUGUUCGAGGCUUCCCCUCCCCACUAGCCACAGUAGCACCUCAGCCCAGGUCCCCGUCGCCUCCGCUCAACUGCCGCCGCAGGGCCCGCUGCAGGCUUCCAUGUGUGGUAGGGCCCGGUGUACCCUCAGCCCGGCCGAGGUUGCCAGGGCCUUCGGCUUCCCCACCACCUCCGCCAACGCGGGCGGCGGUGGAGACGGCCCCGCUGUGCCGACGCUCCAUCUUAACCGGUUCCGGCCGUCGUACAAUGUGUUGCCUGGGGCGUACCUGCCUGUGGGCGCCAUGCGGGCACUACCAGGUUGCGCCCACGGAGGAGGAGGUUCGGAUGGGGAGGGGCCGGUGAUCCAGUGCAUGAAGUGGGGGCUGGUGCCCAGCUUCACCGGCAAGGCCGAGAAACCCGACUAUUUCAGGAUGUUCAAUGCCAGAUCAGAGUCCGUAAAAGAAAAGGUUUCAUUCCGUCGACUAAUUCAAAAAAAUAGGUGCCUUGUUGCAGUAGAAGGGUUUUAUGAGUGGAAAAAGAAUGGAUCAAAAAAACAGCCAUACUACAUACAUUUCCAAGAUCAUAGGCCUCUUGUCUUUGCAGCCUUGUAUGAUGCAUGGACAAAUUCAGAAGAUAGAAUGCCUGUUAUCUUAGGCAGUAAGGACUAUGUUGAUGCUUGGUUAAAUGAUGUUUCUGUAAAACUUGAAGAAAUUACUGCACCUUACGAAGGAGCUGAUCUGGUUUGGUAUCCAGUGACAUCCGCAUUGGGUAAAGCAUCAUUUGAUGGACCUGAGUGCAUCAAAGAGGUACAUAUCGGAGCUACUGAUAAGCCUAUUUCAAAAUUCUUCACCAAGAAAUCGACUGCCUACGAUCUAUCAGGGAAGUAUGAGAAUAUGUCACGGGAGCUUGCUCAUGCUUACAAAGCAGCGAAAGUGGAAUGCGAUGGAUCAGUAGAAAAUCAAGGAGGGGACGGCAACCAACACCAGUCCCGAGAGAAGCAAACUACUAAUUGUACUAUAAAGGAUGAACCUGUCACCUUGGAACCACAAGUUUUCGAGACACCGUGGAGCAUCGAGCAUGAAGAUACUAUGACUCUGGCUGGUGCCACUUUGGAAACACAACGUGAUUUGGGAUUCAAGAGAAAGAUCGAGGACACUCAAGUCGAAGCUAGCAUGAAACCCUCUCAGCUUACCAGGAAGGAAAAAGCUGUAAAAGCAGCUUCGGAUGGGCAGGCAUCGUUGCUUUCAUAUUUCGCAAGGAAGCAGGGUCGCUCGAUGAAGUAGUUUGCGGUAGCCGUGCCAUGUAUUCCUGUGUAACUCAAACUUUACCAGUACCUGUCCUCCGUGUUCGGGACAAACUAUUUCGGUUUUAAUUUUGUUUUGGCUACCACUAAAAUGAACCAGCUAGAUUUCUGCGGUCAUUAAUUUUCUGCGGCCCAACUUAGCCGAGGCCAAUGAAAAAAGAACUUUAUUUCCGGUAGUCUGGUCCAAUCACUGAAUUAAGAACCUUGUUUUUGGUGGUUAUGUUAAGCCGCUGAACAUAAGGGUGA